AUGAAAUUCAUUGCCACACUUUUAAUUGCUCUCUGUUUGAUUGCCUCUGCUUUCUCUGCCUCUGUCACCUUGACCGGUUGUAACGAAUCCUCUAGCUCAUGCUCUCAAGACUUCCCAGUUAAUCAAUGUACCGCCUACGAUAUCUGUGGCACCAACACUGUCAACAUUAAUUGGCUUAAGAUCUCUGCCAUUGCUUCCGAUAAGACCUACACCGUUGCCCUCUAUCUCGAUGAAGACUGUUCCACCCCUCCAGUCUCUGAAACUUUAACCUGUGGUGAAUGCACCGAUGGCACCAAUUUCAUUGCUGAAUGUCCAUCCUCUGGCUCUGCCACCUCUGUCGUUGCUGGCUCAUUCGCCGUCUUCAUGGGUCUCGCCGGUUCCCUCCUCCUCUAA
Molecule: messenger RNA, 393 nt
Organism: Cavenderia fasciculata
Lineage: Eukaryota; Evosea; Eumycetozoa; Acytosteliales; Cavenderiaceae
Exons: 1
Coding region: 1-393 (130 amino acids)
Source: RefSeq, a predicted model, not a curated record